AUGACAAUGGAAGAUCGCACCGGUGGCAUCGACCGUGCCGCCCCCGCGACGUCCACGACGGCCACGACGGCGUUAACGUCGUCCAGCCCCUCGUCCAUCACCGACGCCACCUCCGACGCAUCGUACCCUCUUCAGCGCGCCAACAAGCGUUCCUUCGACGUGGCGUUCCUCGUCGCGCCCGACGAGAACUUGGCCCGCCGUCAAAGCGAGAAGAUGAGGAUGGCGUCGGCCAGGAAGGAUCGUUCCCGCGACGAAAUCUCGUUGGAGACGGUCGUAGACACGGACAGGUUGCCCCAGAACUUGACCGUCAAGAAUUACAACGACAAUGACGCUUCCGACGUCAGAAGAAGGAUGAUCCACUGCACCGAGAAUUCUCUCAGUCCGCCGUAUAUAUCACCGAGAACCUUGACCCCAACGUUGCCAACACCUCUGUCGCCCGAUACCGACGUUCGAAGGUACGUCUCAGGCACGCGUCUCCAAAAGUCACCCAGCCCGCCCGCCUUCCCUACCCAUCAAUCGAUGUUAACCACCUGCCCCGAGGUCGUGGAGCCGAAUCUCACUUGCAACAAGGUGUACGACACCGUUCUACCCUGCCCGGCAGACAGACACGGGGAAUCUCGCAGCGCGUUCACCAAGGUGAACCUGACGAUCCAGAGGAACGGGUUCGCCGACGAUGGCCAGACCUCGCCGCGAUCCUCCAUAUCGCCGGACGAUCGUACCGGUUACCAAAGCAGCGUCAGCCCGCCGGUCGUACCGUUGACCUCGACCACCGGUUACAAGUACGCGCCAUUCCCCACGGCUAAAAUGCCGUAUCCUUUCCUGGUCGGUCCCGAGAACGGUCAACCAGGUCUGUUGGAGAACCUCAAGAUACCGCAGAUCGCGCAACCGCCCAAAGUACCGAGCCCAAAGAUACCGAGCUUCCGGCCUGAUCUGCCCCCGGUUUACCCGAACCUCCCCUACAAUCCGAUCUCCGUGUUCCCACCGAUGGCCGACGCGCUCGCCAGGCCGAGAUUUCUGGCGACGGCCGCGGGGGUGGCCGGCCUUCUACCCCCUUCGUUCGCCGCGUUGACCCUGCCCGCGCAAAACGUAUGCGCCAAGUGCAAUCUUUCGUUCCGGAUGACGUCCGACCUCGUGUACCACAUGAGGUCCCACCACAAGAAUGAGAACACCGGCGAAGCGGCAAGGAGGAGGAGGGAGGAGAAGCUCAGGUGUCCCGUGUGCGACGAGAGCUUCAGGGAGAGGCAUCACCUGACCAGGCACAUGACCGCCCACCAGGAUAAAGAGAGCGACGCGAUCGUUGACCAGGUCGAGGUAAAGAGGCGUGCCACCACCGUUCACACCAAGUGA
Messenger RNA from Apis laboriosa (Himalayan honeybee), 1347 nucleotides. RefSeq names its product Krueppel-like factor 11. Lineage: Eukaryota; Metazoa; Arthropoda; Insecta; Hymenoptera; Apidae. Gene Ontology annotation, biological process: regulation of DNA-templated transcription. The record is from RefSeq and is a predicted model, not a curated record. Bases 1 to 1347 code for a protein of 448 amino acids. Gene Ontology annotation, cellular component: nucleus. The transcript has a single exon.